GUGGGAAUAUUAGUUUGAAGGGUACUGAUUGCCAGUUUCAGAUAUGUAUUAAGGAAGUAUGGCAAGAGAAUGGUCCAAACACAUAGUAGGAGUGACAAGUCGUGUAACCGGAGCUAAUAGUGGGUUUCACAACCAUGAAAAUGUGUUGUAUCCAGAACAUCACUGACACAACAAACAGUUUAGUGAGGCUGAAAAAGAGAGGUUAAGAUUAAUGAGGAAGGCGGGGGUGAGACCAAAUCAGUGGAAGACGACACUCAAUACUGAAGGGGGUGUGCAUCAUGAUAUCAAACAUAUGUACAACAGAAAUUACAAGAUUCGAUGAGAUGGGUGAAAUGGAUGUGAUACCGUUUGCGCUUCACGGAGCUGAACAACGUGGGUACCAUAUCUGUUUACAAAAGGACGCUAAUAAUGUGCUCACUAAUUUGUUUUUUGCGCAACCGACGUCCAUUCAGAUGUUGCAUGCAUGGUCGUACGUCAUCCUCAUAGACUCGACCUACAAGACGAACAGGUACAGCUGGCCAUGGGUUGAGAUUAUUUGGGUUACUCCGGUCAAGAAGAAUUUUAACAUUGCAUGUGCAAUUAUUAAGCAGGAAACAUAUGAGUGGCUGCUGCGAUGUAUUAAAGGGUUGCUCGUUGAUACGGUUCCGAAUGACAUCGUGACAGACAAAGAAGGUGGUCUGCUUGCUUCUGUUCCUGUGGUCUUCCCUCUCCCACAUACUGUCCACCUACUAUGUUUAUGGCACGUCAACAACUGUGUGAAGAAAAAGUUUGAGCAAUUACUAGGUAGAAUAGCAAAAAGAGAGGUAGCACAAGCGGUAUGGAAGAAAUAUUUCGAAAAGCUGCAUGGAGUUGGACUUAGGAGGGUUUUCUUCAAAAGAAUAAUGAGUUUGAGAGGGUCUGGACAGAGAAUAACAUAAAAAUGGUCGACUACAUGCGAGGUGAGUGGUUGCCUCAUCAGACAAUGUGGGCAAAGUGCUACACAAACCAUGUGUUUCAUCUUGGUAACACGAGCUCGAAUAGAGUUGAGUCAUCUCACUCUACAUUCAAGACUUUCCUUGUGUCUGGUAGAAGAGCGAUUGACACUUGUUUUGCGAAGAACCACAACUACAUGGAACAUCAGUUUCUAGAAGUGGUAAAUGAACUGCACAAGUCACAGAACCGCAAUCUGAGUAGGGAAAUUGAUGCUCCGUGCAAGUUUUUGAGGAGGGUCGUUAGUUGUGAGGCAAUCAAACUGAUGUUAGAUGGGGCGGCGGAGUUGAAGGACAGUUGUGCGUGUCAUUUUCAGAUGACACAUGGGCUCAAGUGUGCUUGCCAGGUUGUUCAAGCUAAGGAAGAAAGACGUCAAUUCUAUGCUCAAGAGUUGCAUGUAUUCUGGCGGACUUUGGAUUAUAAAAACCCCCCAGGUCAACAACAAGUCAGUGAUGAAAUUGAGCUUCAACAACAACACUUUAGGCGUCUUACUGUUGAGGUGGAAGAAAGAGGUCUUGACGCAGUGAGACAAGCAAGAGAUGCCCUAUUCUAUUGGCUUCACCCAGCAGAGGACAAUGUGAAAGAACCAGAAGUGACUAAGAAUCCGAGAGGGCGGCCUCGAACAAGCACCAGUCGCAUUCGUUCAUAUUAUGAGCGGCCUCGCUCGAGGAGUAUUGGGCCUGGUUUAAGUGGAGGCAGGGGGAGGAAACGUAAAUAAAACAAUUAAACCAAUUAUGGUUUAGUUAGGAAGAAAAUAUAGCACCAAAACGCAGUCGUUGGGAACUUGGAACACACAAGGUUGCGAACUAUUGCAGCUUGCGAGCCACUAAUCAGCAACAUAGGUCUUGCUUGCAUGGCUAUUUCACAUAACCUUGUAUUUUUCCACCCAAGCAACAUUGCAUGAGAUGAAACCGAUGUUGCGUUGGCCGCCAGUGGUGUAUGGCGAGCUGUGUAAUUUGCCAUCUUAGUUGUUUCUAGGUUUAGCCCUGGUGGUUUCGAAAUUAUUUUAGGUGGUAUAAGUUGUGUCGACAACUUAGUUCAUAAGAACUGGAUCUUAUAAACUAAGUUGUGGGGGGCAUUGUUUACCCCUAAAAUAUUUUUGGCCUAAAUUCAAUGCCGUAAUAAUGAGUCUCGGCAUUUAAUAUCGCAUGGCCAAAACGAUGUCGUUUGGAGUCGAGCAAUACCGCGGAGAAUUUAAGCGAGACCGCGAUGAGGCUCGGCGGUACCGCGGUACUUGAAACGACAUUGGUUGCAGACCAUGUGUGAGUCAUGCGCAGGACAUGUGUUGUUGUUGGACAAAUGAAUGUUUUUAUUUUAUUUUUCCUUGUCGGAGUCAAGCAAUGCUGCGAAGAGAUAAAACGGUGCCACGGGCCUCAAAGCUCAACGGCAUCGCGAGACUGGGAAACGGUGUCGUUUGGCUAAAAACGGCAUCGCGACAAGCGGCAUCGCGGAUGAGUUAAAACGGUACCGCAAGGAAGCUUAGUGGUACCGCGGCAUUGGAAACGACACCGCGGGUAAGCCCAGCAGUACCGCUGUAUUAGCAAACGACAGUGUUUAAAUAUUUGAACAAAGUCGCGGAAAGAAAAACAAACGGAGCUGUUUGGAGAGGAAACGACAUCGCGGAGCUUGAAAACGAUAUCGCGCGAGGAACCACCAAUACCGCGGUGGUGGAUAAAGCCGCGAGCUAAACAACAUUGCGGUGGAGAGAGAUGUCGCGGUCGCGAAUCUAGCGGCGUUGCUAGUGCGGCAGUGCCGCGAAGUUCAAUGAUGCCGCAAGGCCAAAGCAACAUCGUGGAGUUCAACGAAGGCCAUCGACUUUGUGUGGUCAACGACGCCGAGAGAUCAACAAUCUAGCGGUGAGUACGCGGUGACGAGGGUGAAACAACAAUGUUGUUUUAAUCGAUGGCGGUAUCGGGAUUCGAACCAUGGUACAAAGUUGAUGUGUGUGCACGUGAAUUUUACGCAAAGCAGAAAGAGGAGAUCAAGGCAGUUGAGACUAGGGCUGCAAAUAUAGCCAAGCCGCUCGCGAGCAACUCGGCGUUCGAAUCGGAAAAAACUCGUUCGACACUCGACUCGUUAUUUAACAAGCCGACUCGCGAGCCAACUCGUUAGUUAACGAGCCAAGCCUGAGCUAGACCAUGCUCAGCUUGAUAAGCUCGCGAGCUAGCUUGAUUCGGUGGCUUGUCGAGCUAAGCUCGCAAGCUGCCUUGUUUUGAGCUUGUGGAAGGAUGAAUUACUCUUUUAAACAUGAACAUUGUCUUAUAAUACAGAUGUGUAUGAAAU
Linum trigynum is the source of this 3252-nucleotide messenger RNA. The record is from the annotation of a GenBank genome assembly. NCBI's taxonomy places the organism in Eukaryota, Viridiplantae, Streptophyta, Magnoliopsida, Malpighiales, Linaceae.